This is a messenger RNA of Homalodisca vitripennis (glassy-winged sharpshooter), 1028 nucleotides long. Its product is annotated as glycine-rich protein 1-like. Bases 67 to 888 code for a protein of 273 amino acids. The transcript is spliced from 2 exons. Lineage: Eukaryota; Metazoa; Arthropoda; Insecta; Hemiptera; Cicadellidae. The record is from RefSeq and is a predicted model, not a curated record.
CUAACACAUAUAUAGAGGAGCAAGUUCACGAACUUGGUUCCGUUCCACUACAGGCCUCAGAAUACGAUGAGUUACAAAACUAUUUUCCUCUUCUUUGUUGUUUUCUUGGAGGGAGUCUGGUGUCAUCCGGCAACCCCAGUGUCAGACUCAUACGGCGCCCAGUUCUCCGGGCAGUUCAGCCAGGACCUAGCCUCUAUCAUCAACAACAUUCACAACGGCGUCGCCAAGGUGACAACCCCCGCCUUUAAGUUCGGCAUCGACACCGUUCCCUCACUAGUGGCUACUGGUAUCAAGUCAGCAGCGGGGCGGGUGAGUAAGAUGGCGGACGCUGGGCCGGAGGUGAUCGGUAAGUUGGCUACAGGAGUGGGCCACGCCGUGGGGGGCGCUGCGACCGCAGGCUCUGCCCUGGCUGGAGGCGCUCUCCAGAUAGCGGGCAGUGGUCUAGGGGCAGUGAAUGGUGUGGUGGGCUCUGCCGCGCAGGCCGGGGUGGACAUCAUCGGGCGUCUGGGUGGCUCCACUGCAGGCAGCACCAACCUCGUCGGUAACCUUGGAAACGCACUCUUCACUGCUGCCGGUGACGCUGCAGGGUCUGGGGUCGGUCUUCUCUCCGGUAAUAUGGGACAACUCGCUAGCUCCAUCGGUGGAAGAAUCGCCCAAGGAAUAACCAAUGCUGAACAGGCUGCCGCUAACUUCUUGAGUAACUCCGGCUUGAAGAAUUUGGAAAAUUGGGUCCUCACACUUUCUCAGCAAGGGCAAGCCAACUUAUACAACUUGCUAAAGUCGUUCUUGGAAACCAUUGUCAACAUACAACAACGUUUCGAAAACAUGAUUAAGUCCAUCACCAUCUCCGCAGGCGGAUCCUCUUCUUCUUCUACCACUUCAAGUUAAAUCGUUAAAAAUUAGUUCUAGUUUAUUUUUAAACUCCUUAUAUUUUAUUAAAUGAUUUUAGAGAUUAUUUAGUCUUUCUCUAAUUUGAAAAUUAUUUUUAUUUUUUAGUUUGAGCAUGAAAUAAUAAAACAUCACCUUUU